AUGGAGCUGCUGCUGCCGAUACUUCUUGGCUUUCUUGCUUGUCUGGUCGGAGGGCUGUACCUUGUCGGAGUGUUCAGACAGCGGCAACCAGGAGAACCCCCCCUUGAUAAAGGGCUCAUUCCUUGGUUGGGUCAUGUCUUAGAGUUUCGCAGGAACUCCUUGAAGUUCCUAGAGAGAAUGGAGAAGAAGCACGGUGAUAUAUUUACAGUACAGCUGGGAGGGUUUUAUAUUACAUUUGUCCAGGACCCUUUUUCAUUUGGGGGGUUUGUUAAGGAGAGUCGGGACAAACUGGACUUUCGAAAGUUUGUUGUGCACCUGUUGAACAGAGUUUUUGGAUAUAAAGGUGUUGAAGGGGAGCACAUUGUUCUCCACAAUUCCAGCAACAAGCAUCUGAAGGGGGAAGGUCUGCAAGAACUGACCCAAUCUUUUAUGAGUAAUUUGCAGAACAUGAUGUUGCACAACAUUGGAUCAGCUGCAGAGGACAGGACCUGGAAAGAAGAUGGACUGUUCAGGUACAGCUACAAUGUUGUUUUCAGAGCUGGAUAUUUGGCCUUGUUUGGCAAUGUGCCACCCAAGUCAGAACAAAGUGAGGAGAAAGCCAAAGAGAAAGACAGAGCUGAAUCAGAAGCUUUGUUUCAUGAGUUUCGUAAAUAUGACCAGCUCUUCCCCAGACUGGCGUAUGGGGUCCUCCCACCGAUGGAAAAGUUGGCUGCAGAGAGGUUGAAGGCAUACUUCUGGGAUGUUCUGUCAAUCCUGAAAAUGAAAACCAAGGACAAUAUCAGUGGCUGGGUGUUGGACAUACAGCAGGGUAAAGAGGAGAUGGGUAUCGAUAUGUCAAUGAUAAACAGAUACAUGUUUGUGCUUCUUUGGGCCUCUCAGGGCAACACAGGGCCUUCUUCAUUCUGGCUGCUCCUCUUCCUCAUGAAACACCCAGAAGCCAUGAAAGCAGUGAAGGAAGAGGUGGAUAAAGUUCUGAAAGAAUCUGGACAGGAGGUCCGGCCUGGUGGUCCUAUGGUCAACCUGACCCGUGAAAUGCUGUUGAAAACACCGAUCCUGGACAGUGCUGUCGAAGAGACCCUCCGACUCACUGCUGCACCCCUCCUCACCAGGGCAGUGAUAAAGGACAUGACCUUCAAGAUGGCUGAUGGGCGUGAAUAUUUACUUCGCAAGGGUGACAGAAUUGCAGUCUUUCCUUUCAGUUCUGUCCACCAUGACCCAGAGAUCCAUCCUGAGCCGCACUCAUUCAAAUAUGACCGCUUCCUGAAUCCAGACGGGACCAAGAAAACUGACUUUUACAAAGCAGGAAAGAAGGUAAAAUAUUACACCAUGCCCUGGGGAUCCGGGGUCUCCAUGUGCCCUGGCCGUUUCUUUGCCACCAAUGAGCUCAAACAGUUUGUUUUCCUCAUGUUGGUCUAUUUUGAGUUUGAGCUGAAGAAUCCGGAUGUGAAGAUACCAGAAAUUGACCUCAGUCGAUACGGCUUUGGAACGAUGCAACCUGUCAGAGAUGUCCAGUUCAGAUUCAGACUCAGAUAUUAAGCCAGUCAGAUAAAAAGAAAACUGUGAUUUUCUUUUUCUUUGGAUCAAGAUGGUUUGAUGAGGACAUUAUG
Molecule: messenger RNA, 1607 nt
Organism: Pelmatolapia mariae (spotted tilapia)
Lineage: Eukaryota; Metazoa; Chordata; Actinopteri; Cichliformes; Cichlidae
Product: 5-beta-cholestane-3-alpha,7-alpha-diol 12-alpha-hydroxylase-like
Exons: 1
Coding region: 1-1536 (511 amino acids)
Molecular function (GO): sterol 12-alpha-hydroxylase activity; heme binding; iron ion binding
Source: RefSeq, a predicted model, not a curated record